Molecule: messenger RNA, 2608 nt
Organism: Schizophyllum commune H4-8
Lineage: Eukaryota; Fungi; Basidiomycota; Agaricomycetes; Agaricales; Schizophyllaceae
Exons: 6
Coding region: 1-2160 (719 amino acids)
Source: RefSeq, a predicted model, not a curated record
AUGGGAAGUACAGUCGACGACAGCAACAUCUCUGACCCGGCGACACGUCUCGACGCGUCGGAGGUGAACGGCCAUGAUGAUCGUCACGUUGACGCAAAGCUCUCAAUCCCGGUCCUCGGCAAGGUCGAUAGCUUCACCCAGGUCGCGUUGGCGGGCAUCCCGGAGUCCGUCUCCGCCGACAGAGUCGCAAGCCCUACCCCACCGGAUACCUCUUCUACUGACGAAAUGGACGCCCAAGGCGGUGCCGAUGCCCCGCUCGCUCUUGCAUGUGAGGAUCCGGACCCUGCCGGGGCUAGUAGCGACCACACGACAGGCGAUUCUGCGCCAUUCCCUGCAGGCGAGACCGUGGGGUCGUCGGCGGACCCAAUCGUCGAACAACGCUCGCCGUUACCGAUUAUCACAACAUUCGGUGUAGCGACGAAUAUCGCGUUCGAAUACCCGGAGAUCGCUAAAGACGUCCUCGCGCUUACCAUUGGUAGCGAUGCUGAAGCCCUUUUGGGGCACAAAAUCAAGCCCAGGUUUUCGGCUGACCGUCAAGCAUCACCCGAAGCCCAACCUACAGCAGAAGUGGUACAGACUGUGCAGCCUACUUCUUCGCAACCUCAACCGCUCUCGAGCGCCACAACUCAGCAUGAUGCGUCCAAAGCUUCUCGUACGUCUCGCGCCAAUCCUCAACAAGACGGACCGUCCGCUGUGUCCUCGUUACCCUCGCCUAGGCUCUUCGCACUGCAGGAUCACGGUCCGUCGUCUCCACAUCAACACGGUGCUGCAGCCCAGCACCAGAUCCCGCAGGCGCAAGGCAUCGACUCCGACUGGCGGUCGCGUACUCGACAUCAGCAUCAAACCAUGUCACAGCGUCGUCGUGCUCCGCCUGCCUCGCAAAAUGCUCAGAACACUAGCCGCAACCAUAGUCAACCACGUCAGAACACAUAUUUCGCGUCAUCCUCGUCUCCAGGUUCGACUGUCGGCGUUGGUGCCUCUCAUCCUGGUGCUUCUCUGCCGCCAUCGCCCUGCAUACCUUCGUCUGAUUCCGAGGUCUGGCGCGCGAUGCUCGACGAGUGCAGAGCUCGCAACGCCGCCGGCAUAGCCGAUGAAGUCGAUAGCACACUACCUCCAUCGUCAGGGCCCCCAAAAGUGGAACCCAUGCAGCGGCGACGCCCCUCUGUGCCAUUGCCUCAGCCGAGCUCGCCAGGCGACGAAGCCUCGAAGUGGAAUGUCUACACCGACUACCGCCUCCCGCAGUCUAGCGCCGGGUCAUCUCCUACCAACUGCACCCCACCACCUGUCCAGUCGCCCGCCGACGUCUGGUCUCCGCUCCAAGCCAACACUCGCCGCACUCCUCCGCGCGAGCAGAGAGUGAUCGACAGUCCGCAAUACUACCCCAGCGACGUCGACGACAUCCGUCUCGCGUACGAUGUUAAUCCUGAAUACCAGUAUGCGCCGUCUGAGAACGCUUUCUACGACAAUCAGGCAUACGUCCACCAGUUGCAGCCUGCUCAGACGCCCCAAUAUCAUCGGCAGGUUUCGCAUCAGCAUCAACAGUACGCGUAUGCCCCGCGUGGCGGACCUGCUCGUCUCAGUGAAGAACUCCUCGAGUCUGUGUCUUCCAUGCGCGUCCGCACUCCAUCUCAAAAGGAUGUUGCUGCUCUUGCUUACGCCCACGCUGCGAAAGUGCUCCGCGCGCAAGGGCUCUACUCCACUGCUUCCCCCGAUGGCUCUCAUCCCUCUGCUCCGCGCACUGCGCCGCCUCAGCAGGCAUUUCAGGCUCAUCCCGGCGGACCAGGCAACAUGCACAGCACUGCCAACUAUCGCCCGCUACCGCGUCAGCCUCAGCCAAGCGUGAGCGACCAGUACUACUCGCAGCGGCCCAUCGAUCUCGCCAAUGGACCGCCUAUCGACCUCACCCACGGUCCACCUUUCAGCUCGAAUGUUAGUCUCGGCGAUGCGUACGGUGGUCCUCCGCAUCCUCCUCUGCCCGACCGCCGCAGUGCAGACCUCCAUCACAGAGGACCGCAGCAGAUAACGCAGGAGGAGGUGAAGGCAAUCCUAACGAGGCGUCUGAUGGAGGUCGCGGAGGACGGUGGCUACGUGCAGUAUGCUGGAGCGCCUCAGCAAGGUUAUCGAUCCGACGACCAUGGUAGCAUACAACAGAGAUGGUGAUGUUCUCUUCUCGUUCGGGUCUUCCGUGAAUAGCCCCCCUUUGCUGUUUGCACCGAUGCUGACGGAAGGCGCAGGUCAAGCUCAGCGUUCCUUGCGAGAGUGCGCGCAGACGUAUCUGCAUUAACAUGAUAGUAAGCGUUCCCACUGCGGGAGAUCGCCAAUAAAUAGAUCACAACGAGUGUAUGUACGAUAGCCAUGGUCCAAUUUCCCUUGAGUUCCAGUUUUUAGUUGAAACCAGCGCCUUGCCUGAUAGCAUCGAGCAAGAUAUCCUCGUAGUCACCGCCAGCUUCCCAGAUCGCGAAGCCGCGGAGACCCUUGGUUUGAAUGAACUCGCCCUUGGCCUGGAAGGUCUCCUCCGAGUCGUAGCUGAUCAAGACCUCCGUGGUAGUGUUGUAGACGUAAGCUGCGGAAAUGGUCAGACGCUGGAUGCAUGGCGCGCGGGUCAAGU